Molecule: messenger RNA, 1344 nt
Organism: Marmota monax (woodchuck)
Lineage: Eukaryota; Metazoa; Chordata; Mammalia; Rodentia; Sciuridae
Gene: Ngrn
Product: neugrin, neurite outgrowth associated
Exons: 3
Coding region: 61-942 (293 amino acids)
Cellular component (GO): nucleus
Source: RefSeq, a predicted model, not a curated record
UUCCGGGACUGCUUCCGGUGCUGUAGGGUAGCGGGCUGCUGGAGGUUGGUGUACUUCGCCAUGGCGGUUACCCUCAGCCUAUUGCUGGGCAGCCGAGUCCGUACUGCUGUUGCUCGCUAUGGGUUCGCGACCCGGGGGCUGGCGGGCUCAGGCCCUAUGGGCCGUGAGCCGGACCCGGAUUCCGACUGGGAGCCAGAGGAGAGGGAGUUGCAGGAGGUCGAGAGCACCCUGAAACGACAGAAAAAAGCAAUUCGAUUCCAGAAAAUUCGGAGGCAAAUGGAGGCGCCAGGUGCCCCGCCCAGAACUCUGACAUGGGAAGCCAUGGAGCAGAUACGGUAUUUACAUAAGGAAUUUGCUGAGUCCUGGUCAGUUCCCAGGUUGGCUGAAGGUUUUGAUGUCAGCACCGAUGUUAUCCGAAGGGUUUUAAAAAGUAAAUUUGUACCCACUUUGGAACAGAAACUGAAGCAGGAUCAAAAAGUUCUUAAGAAAGCUGAGUUUGCCCACUCACUCCGGCAGCUCCAGGGCUCUAGAGAUACCGUGAAGCCACUUGCUGCAGGCCACUCUGUAUCAAACUCUUUUCUGAUGCCAGGGGAUGAAGCCUCAUCUGAAGGUCAGCUUCACAGCACAGCUUUGACAGUUAUAGAGUCAAAAACUCACAGUACAAAUGCACUGAGACAAAAGGGAAGGAAUAAAGGAAUCCAGAGCUUGAAGAAGGAAACCUUUGAGCCUAUCACUGCAGCCUUAGGUCAUCAGAGAGAGCUGCAAAAAUACUCCAAUGAUUGUGUAGGCACCAGAAGAACUGACAGUAAUGGAUUGCCAAGUGAUGAGAAACUGGAAAUGUUGAAGACAGGGGAGCUACGGAACCAGAACUUCAGCAGCAAAGUAGUGCAGAGGGGACGGGAGUUCUUUGACAGCAAUGGGAACUUCCUGUACAGAAUUUGAGUUGGGGCCCGGCUUGUGGAGAUGCCAUGUGAAACAGCUAGACUAAUAUAUUUGGAGCUGCCAAGAUUUCUGCAUGUGGAUAUCUACUUUGAAAAUAGGAGGAAUUUGAUGAGCCUGGAAUAUGGACAGAAAGAGCUGCUUGGUUAUUCAAGCUUCUUGGAUCACUGCUCCCAGUCUGACCUGUGUAUCUUCAGUAUUCUCCUUUUUGCUUAACUUCUGUAUGUUGAAAAUCAGUAUUGUUUCUGUGAUACUUGCAAUAAUAUGUUUGGGAGGAAGUGAAAUGUUUGCUUUCUGACCUCAUUUCCUUCUUGAUCAUCGAACACUAACAGUUUUUGAGCUGCUUAGUAAAUUGGUUCUUUUAUUUUCCUUUGGUGCAAAAAUAAAAUGUAGCAGUUCGUGUUG